Molecule: messenger RNA, 585 nt
Organism: Lentinula edodes (shiitake mushroom)
Lineage: Eukaryota; Fungi; Basidiomycota; Agaricomycetes; Agaricales; Omphalotaceae
Exons: 2
Coding region: 1-585 (194 amino acids)
Source: RefSeq, a predicted model, not a curated record
AUGAAUUUGAGCCAACACGAGCAGUGGCAUACACGGGAGUAUCACCGAUGCGUGUACGAGAGGGCGUUGGACCGGUAUGAGGACCGCCCCGACGACACUAACCUGGUGUACGAACUCGUUUGGGCCUUCACCGAGGCGGAGGCGCAUCCCAUGCCUGAGGGGGGAAUCCCUCUCGCGGCGUUCCCACUGGAUUGUUACGACCUCCUCGUGGCACUCCCCGAAGGAGCACUGUCGUCGCUACCCCGUACUGCCCUAGCUAUCGCGAUCGGGUGGACCCGGGAGUUGUUGAAGAAACUUGCCUUGGAACGUGAGCAGUCAGUGUUAAUGUUCGAGGAGGGCGAUGGGGAGUCGGGGUCACGGAUGGUCGUAUACUUCGGUGGCAAUCGGUUUUUUAGUUUUGCUACUUUAUUGGAGGCCCUGGGGUUCUUGUUCGAGCAUUGGAGGGUAGAACCGCGCGAGGAAGAACGCGACCGAGAUCAUUUCGGUGUGCAAGUUCUCCGUACGAAUCUGCGGUGGGAAUAUGAACAGGCGGGUGGUCAUGAAUCGGGAAUCCAACGUGGGUGGGACUGGCUUGGGAACGUGUAA